Nematolebias whitei (Rio pearlfish) is the source of this 772-nucleotide messenger RNA. RefSeq names its product dual specificity phosphatase DUPD1-like. The record is from RefSeq and is a predicted model, not a curated record. The transcript has 3 exons. Gene Ontology annotation, biological process: negative regulation of MAPK cascade; protein dephosphorylation. Lineage: Eukaryota; Metazoa; Chordata; Actinopteri; Cyprinodontiformes; Rivulidae. Gene Ontology annotation, cellular component: cytoplasm. Bases 206 to 772 code for a protein of 188 amino acids. Gene Ontology annotation, molecular function: MAP kinase phosphatase activity; protein tyrosine/serine/threonine phosphatase activity.
AAAUGUCAAUAAUAGCCCCUUCAAACAAAAGCCCUCGCAGCUAUAGGGUGACCCUCAUCUCUUAGCCCCCAGGCCUUGUUGCCCUGCAGGCUUGUUCAGUAAACCCCAUCAUGCCCCUCAGCAGCCGCUGUGUUGCAAAGUUCACAUUAAUAACGGGUGGUGUUGGUACCGGCAGGUUGUUGGAGCAGAAGCGGAGCAUCCAGACAUGCCCAGAGGUCUCAGCCACCUGGCGAGCCCCGAGGUGCGAGCGGGCAGGUAUGAGACCCCCUCAGCUUCAGAGCUGCACAGACUGAUGUGGACAAAGAAAGGAAGCAGCAACCACCUGGAUGAAGUUUAUCCCAGGAUCUAUAUUGGAGACAUGUAUGCAGCAAAAAACAAAAGGACACUCCAGUCUCACCACAUCACCCACGUGCUCAAUGCUGCCGACGGAAAAUUCAACGUCAACACGGGGCCCAGCUUCUACAGAGACACCAGCAUCACGUAUCAAGGAGUGGAAGCUUUCGACAUGCCGUCGUUUGACUUGAGCUCCUUCUUUUAUCCAGCAGCCCAGUUCAUGAAAAAUGCUUUAAGCUUGCCAACAGGUAAGGUGUUAGUCCACUGUGCAAUGGGGCUCAGCCGCUCGUCCACUCUGGUUCUGGCCUACCUGAUGAUCCAUGAACACAUGACGCUGGCAGACGCCAUCAAAGCAGUCAGCGCCAACAGGAACAUUUCACCAAAUGAGGGAUUUCUGGAGCAGCUUAGAAAUUUGGACAUAAAGCUGCACCGCUAUUAA